This is a messenger RNA of Mugil cephalus (flathead mullet), 1710 nucleotides long. RefSeq names its product SAP domain containing ribonucleoprotein. Gene Ontology annotation, biological process: poly(A)+ mRNA export from nucleus. NCBI's taxonomy places the organism in Eukaryota, Metazoa, Chordata, Actinopteri, Mugiliformes, Mugilidae. Gene Ontology annotation, cellular component: nucleus. The coding region runs from base 81 to 722 and encodes 213 amino acids. The record is from RefSeq and is a predicted model, not a curated record. The transcript has 10 exons.
GAAACCCAGUGAGAUUGGAGGGGUUCAGAAGGAGAGCAGCUCCGCUUUGAUUGGAGGAAGUAAUUCAUCAACAAAGAAAGAUGGCCGAAGUGAUAGAGCUGCACAAGCUGAAGCUUGCUGAAUUGAGGCAGGAGUGCGAGGCCCGAGGUCUGGAGACCAAGGGAAACAAAGGGGAACUAGUCGCACGACUCCAAGCCUACUUGGAUGAGCACGAGGAUGAUGUGGACGUAGAUGAUGUGCUGGCAGAAGAUGCAGUGGACUUCACUAAAGUUGAGAGUUCGAACGACGUAAAAGAGGACAAGAUUUCUGAACCUGCCGAGUGUGAGGAACCUGCUGAUAAGAAGGUGGUCAAAAUAACUCCCCCGUCAACUGGCAGUGAAAGACUACAGAAGAGGGCAGAACGUUUUAACAUGCCGGCAUCAUCUGAAAGCAAGAAGGCCAUACGUGCAGCAAGGUUUGGUUUACCCGCUGAUGCUGCAAGUCCAUCUCCAGGUCUUGUUGCCAACAGUAAAGCUGCUGUAAGUGUUGAUCAGCUGAAGAAGAGAGCGGAACGAUUUGGCAUGAACGUUUCAUCUAUUUCACAAAAGGUGACUAUUGAAGAGGAUGAGAAACUGAAGAAGCGCAAGGAGCGGUUUGGGAUCUUAACAAGUGCAGGUUCAGCCGGUGCCGCCGACGUCGAGGCGAAAAAAAUGAAGCGUGCCGAAAGAUUUGGAAAAGUGUAAAUAAAUGUUGGAGGCCGUUUUUUUUGUAAAGCGUUUUCAUGACUGUACACCAGAGAUUCCCGAAGGUGGCUGAUAGGAUUUCUGUAAAUCAAAAGUGCGCUAGAAUACGUGGAUGAAUGAGAUUUAAAUAGGAAGCAUUCAGAAAAAUUACAAUUUAUUUAGUGAACCUCAAAUCACUGGACAAUUCAAACCAUUUAUAAUUUACAGGGCGAUCAUUUUCUGUGUCCUGGGAGGCCUUCAAGCAGCACAGCAGUAUCUGAGGACAGGCUGUUAAUUCUUUGUGUUAAGAUUUCAUUGCCGCACUAUUGACAUGUGUGUAAUUUUUUUUUUUUUUAAUUAAACAAAUACAGUUGGUCUAGUCAGGAAACUUCCUGCAGCUGCUUCUCAGAAAGAGCCCUACAGUAGAAUAUUUUGUUCUCUACAUCCCAGGUGAUUUAAUGAACAACGAAUCUCAAACCACCUUUGCUUUUAUAAGUCAAACUAAAUAUUUUUAUUUUGAAGCAGCUGCAGAAAGCUUCAUAUUAGGCAACAAGGAGGCCCCCUGCUUCUUUAUUUGAUCGGGUUCAUUUAAAUCUAAAUUGGAACAUUUUUGACCUUAUUUGUGUUGGAUUAGUUCAACCCGACUGUUACACUUUAAACAAACCAUGUUAAAAAAUGUGGUGGUAACAGAAUAUAACUAAAACUGAACCGGCUUCUUCUGGAUGUAAAAGUAAUCUGCCAUCUAAAAAUGUCCUUAUUGUUGUCAUAUAUUGACUGGGAAAAUGGAAUGCUUCGGUUAUAACAUAGACAUAUGAUUUUAAAUCAACAUAUCUGGUAACAAUAGCCACUGAUUAGUACCUCUGUGUGUAUUUCAGGUACUUUUGAUUGAUCAGACACCCUGUUGAGUUCUUGUUUUCUGUUUGGGCAUCAUAUGGUUACGGUGCUUCAGUUAUCUGUCCAUUUUAUAACAUUUUGUGAUUUAAAAUAAACUGUUUUCAAUUUUUUGAAA